AUGGCAGACUCUGCAGCGCCUACGAAGCCCGUCCACACCAUCGUCCUCGAUGCCGGUCCCAUCCUCAAGAAUACCCCGCCGCUAUCCACUCUGCUCACACAAUGCGAAGAACUCCUCAUCACCCCCUCCGUUGUCAGUGAAAUCCGUGAUCCCGCCGCACGCCAGCGCGUCGAAACUUUGUACCUGCCCUUUUUGAAGCAGCGCACACCGUCCCCGAAGAGCGUGGCCAUCUUGAGCGAAUUCGCCCGCAAGACAGGUGAUCGGGCUGUGUUGAGUAGAACCGAUCUGGAGGUUCUGGCACUUGCGUAUGAGGUGGAGUGUGAGAGAAAUGGUGGCGAUUGGAGAUUGCGCAGUGUGCCGGGGCAGAAGCAAGUAAAUGGAAAGCCUCCGGUGAAGGAAGAGAAGGUUGAAGAGAAGGUCGAAGGUGCUGAGGUGGAUGCUGUUGUGGAAGACCUCAAGAGUGCAAGCUUGGAAGAUAAAGAGCAAGAGACAGGUGCACAGGAGACUGAAGUGCAGGAAACUCCCGCCGAGGCCGAGACGGAGGAACCGACUUCGCAGGAUGCCGAUGCUGCUGAGGAGGAAGAUGAUGCCGACGACUCGGACGGUGGCUGGAUCACGCCCUCCAACCUGAAGAAGCGGCAGGCCCGCGACGAGGCUGGCUCAACGACUGCGGCGCCGGAGCCCAAGGUGAUGCAGGUUGCGACCAUGACUACGGAUUUUGCUUGCCAAAACGUGUUGCUACAGAUGAACUUGAACCUGCUCUCGACCUCCACUCUGCAGAGAAUCCGUCACCUCAAAUCUUUCAUCAAGCGCUGCCAUGCUUGUUUCCUCACCACCAAGGACAUGAACAAGCAAUUCUGUCCCCGCUGCGGCAAGGACACGCUCACUCGUGUCUCCUGCACGACGCACGCCAACGGGCAGUUCACUAUGCAUCUGAAGAAGAACAUGCAGUGGAACAACCGCGGCAACGUUUUCAGUGUCCCGAAGCCCAUCCACGGCAGCUCCAAUGGCAAGUGGAAGGGAGGUGGCGGUAAGGGUGGCUGGGGAACGGAAUUGAUCCUCGCGGAGGACCAAAAGGAGUAUGUCAGAGCCACUGCGGAGCAGAACCGGAGACAGCGGAAAGAACACGACCUCAUGGACGAGGACUAUCUGCCGGGCAUUUUGACUGGAGAGCGGAGCAAGAACGGCCGGGUCAGGGUUGGAGCUGGCAGGAAUGUCAACUCGAGAAAGCGGUAA
Aspergillus sclerotioniger CBS 115572 is the source of this 1236-nucleotide messenger RNA. RefSeq names its product rRNA-binding endoribonuclease. Gene Ontology annotation, biological process: ribosomal small subunit biogenesis; maturation of SSU-rRNA. Gene Ontology annotation, cellular component: preribosome, small subunit precursor. The record is from RefSeq and is a predicted model, not a curated record. The transcript has 3 exons. Gene Ontology annotation, molecular function: RNA endonuclease activity. The coding region runs from base 1 to 1236 and encodes 411 amino acids. Lineage: Eukaryota; Fungi; Ascomycota; Eurotiomycetes; Eurotiales; Aspergillaceae.